AUGCCUGGCCAGGGAUCAAUUUUAGGCUCAUUCUCUGCGCGAAGGGCUUCUUUGACUAGAAUUAUUAUCCAUGUCUGGUCCACAAAAACAGCUCAUGAAGAACGGAUGAAAGGCGUCGAUCCUGAAAGUGGCCAACAUGAAACCUUCUCUGCAGAAUAUCUAUUGAUGGCGCUGCAAUCCCGCCAUUAUUGUCCGGCUCUUGGGGAUAUCCAUUUCGGCUACCCCGGGUGUCGAUUCCAAUAUUAUUUGCGAUCCAUCAGUAUCAAGUGUGCAUUAUUAUUGUCCGCAUGCCAUGCUGUGCGACGCUAUGAUUAUGGUUGCGGCGGAGUACGUGACGUUUGGCGGGCUGGAUGGAUGGAGGGCUCUUGA
This is a messenger RNA of Blastomyces gilchristii SLH14081, 369 nucleotides long. RefSeq lists its product as uncharacterized. Lineage: Eukaryota; Fungi; Ascomycota; Eurotiomycetes; Onygenales; Ajellomycetaceae. Bases 1 to 369 code for a protein of 122 amino acids. The record is from RefSeq and is a predicted model, not a curated record. The transcript is spliced from 2 exons.